AUGCAGCUGGCCGCUGCAGCCACUACUGUAUCCAACUCACGCAGAACUCGUGUCCUCAGUAGAUUGGGCAUUGCGCCCAAGGACCUACUUGAGUUUCUUCCUGGCGUCCCCCAAUCGAACAAGCACUUGUUCGGGGGCGAGGUCGCUUCCCUGCUACAGGAAGAGAUUAAUGGACGCAAGCAGGCCUCUGAGCUUCUCAAGGACCUCAGAGCCUCGCGUCCGACGGCUCCACCCACGAAGAAGCCGGCCUCCAAGGCCCGUCCUUCCUCUCGUCCAGUGGUGCCCCCGUCUCAACCCCGUGCUCACGCUCCGUCGAACCGUAGAGCUCGCACUAGACCUCCAGUGAGUGCCUCACGUGGUGGUCGGGGUAGAGGCAGCCGGCUAAGCCCAAACAGUCUCUUUGACGGGUUUCCCCGAGCGCUGGGACCUGUCGGCGGGCGUCUCCGUCAUUUCCUCCCUGCUUGGGACGAAAUAACGGACGACGCAUUCAUCUUAUCCGUCGUGCGAGAUGGCUACUAUAUCGAUAUAGAGGCCUUCCCGCACGGCGCGAUUCGAUCCGCCCCUUUGACCGUCUCCCCUCUUCAUCAGCGGUACAUCGAAUCAGAGAUCGGUGCUCUGCUGGAGAAGGAGGCAAUCGAGAGGGUCACAGACAGUCCUCAUCUCUGUCUCUCCUCUAUCUUCGUAGUCCCCAAGCGCUUGGGGAAACUCAGGAUGAUUCUGAACAUGAAAAUGAUCAACGAAUUCAUCCAGCCAGACCAUUUCAGAAUGGAAACACUGGCUUCGAUCCUCCCGUCUCUGAAGGCAUUGGAUUGGGCUGCCUCACUAGACCUCAGAGACGCCUACUUCCACAUUCCCAUUCAUCCCGCCUCGCGGGACCUUCUGGGUUUUCGCUUCAAAGAAACAGCUUACAGAUACCGGGCAAUGCCUUUCGGCCUACGCCUGGCACCCAGAGUUUUCACUCGGGUGGUCACCGCAGUGGCCGCCCACCUGAGAAAACAAGGUCUAAGACUCUUCGUUUAUCUCGACGACUGGUUACUGGUCGCAGACUCAGAGGCCAAACUUCUGUCCCACCUAUCCCUUCUUCUGCGGGUCACCCAGAAGCUGGGAUUCAUAGUGAACUGGGAGAAGUCGGAUCUCUUACCCUCUCGCAGUCCCACUUAUUUGGGCGCGGUUCUAGACCUGCCAAACCAGAUCGCCAGACCAAGCCCGGACAGAGUUCAGGCAAUCGUCUCGUUAGCUCGCGCUCUCAGAGCGAGCAGCUCUGUGAAAGCUCGCACAUGGUUGAGACUCCUCGGGUACAUGGCAAGCCUCGUCGACAUUCUUCAGGAUUGUCGCCUGCUCAUGAGACCCUUUCAGAGAUACCUCUUGCGUUAUUUCAAACCGAACGCAGACUCUCUGCUCCUCCGGAUUCCCCUGUCUCGGGAAAUCCGUCUCAAUCUGGCCGCUUGGACACACACGUCCUUUGUAGCGAAGGGCAAGCCCUUCCGUACCCCCCUUCCAUCAGCCGCUCUGACCACAGAUGCGUCGCUUACGGGAUGGGGCGGCCAUUGUGCAGGGGAAAUGGUCUCGGGUGUUUGGUCGUUCCAUCACACCUUACCCCAUAUCAAUGUGUUGGAGAUGAAGGCUGUCAUUCAAUCCCUUCAACAUUUCCAACACAGGUUAGUCGGUCGAACGGUCCUGAUUCGCACAGACAACAAGUCGGUGGCGGCUUAUAUCAACCGCCAGGGCGGUACCCGAUCGAGCUCUCUCAACGCCCUCGCUGCGGAGCUUUGGGAGUGGUGCCGCCGUGCGAAGAUCGUUCCAAUUGCCUCGUACAUUCCAGGCAGCGACAACCUGAUAGCUGAUUUCUUGUCCCGGGGCCGGUGCCUACCAUCCGAAUGGUCGCUCCACCCGGAGAUUUUCCAGUCUCUCCAAGCCCUCUGGGGGCCCCUGGAAAUAGACUUGUUUGCCACGGCUCUCAACCGGAAGUUACCGACGUUCUGCUCUCGUGUCAACGAAACAGAAGCAACUUCCCUGGAUGCAUUCUCCAUUCAUUGGGGGGAUCGGAGGUGUAUUGAGGAAAGUGAAGGAAGACCAAGCCUGGCUUCUUCUAGUGGCCCCCAAUUGGCCAAGGCGGUUCUGGUUUCCACAGCUCCUAGAACUGUUGGAGGGGGACCCGUUCACUCUCCCCCUGAGGUCAGACCUAGUUUCUCAGCCUCUAUCGGGGAUCUUGCAUCCUCGGCCAGCGGUCCUCCACUUGACCGCAUGGCCGUUAUCGGGCAGGACGCCAGAGCGUUAGGCCUUUCUGAUCGUGCCUCUGAAUUGGUGAUUCAAAGUCGGAGAAACUCGACUCUUGAUCUUUACAAUUCUCGCUUGGGCCGAUUCUCAGACUGGUGCGCCGCGCGGUCUGUUGACCCUCGCAGCGCUUCCCUCGCCUCCAUUGCUGAUUUCUUUGUUCACCUUUUCGACAUCGGUCGUUCGCUUUCCACCAUUAGAGGCUUCCGGUCGGCCAUUGCCGCUUUCCAUUCCGGAUUCCCAGAUGGUUCCAACGUCUCUAAUUCCAGUCUUCUUUCUAGACUGAUGAGAGCGUUUUUCUUAAAGCGACCUCCGAAGAAAAGUCUGGCUCCUUCCUGGAGCCUCCCGGCUGUGCUUAAUGCCUUGGCUAAGCCUCCUUUUGAACCUCUGGCCAAGAGUUCCUUGCAUGACUUGUCUAUCAAGACUGCCUUUCUUAUCGCUGUAACUUCCGGUCAAAGACGCAGCUCUUUUCACGCUUUGUGUAUUUCUCCCGGUCACAUCCGGUGGGAACGGCGUGGAGUCCGCUUGAUUCCAAACCCGUCCUUCAUUGCCAAGAACCAGACUGCCACCUCUGGUUCGAUUGAGUUCUUCCUAGCACCCCUAUCAGAUCUUUCCUCAGUUUCGGAAGACAAGGUCUGGUGCCCAGUCAGGGCCUUGAAGUGGUACCUGGAAAGAACGAAGACGCUUCGCAACUCUGAUCAGUUGUUUGUUACGUCACGCGAGCCGUAUGCGGCAGCGUCGCGAGACACCAUCUCCCGCUGGAUCGUUGAUGGGAUCAAAUCAGCUGGUGAUGAUGCUCUCCUUUCUGACACUAGGCCGAGAGCCCAUGACACUCGAAGUAUCGCCACUUCCUGGGCUCUUUUUAAUGGAGUCGCCUUGGACGACAUUCUAAGAGCUGCCUUUUGGCGCUCUUCUAACUCCUUUACUUCCUUUUAUUUAAAGGACAUUCCUUCGGGAGAGGCCUUAUUUGCCUCCUCUGCUCUCAAAGCAGCGGCCCCCGUGUCUUAG
Messenger RNA from Lytechinus variegatus (green sea urchin), 3282 nucleotides. RefSeq lists its product as uncharacterized. The transcript is spliced from 2 exons. The record is from RefSeq and is a predicted model, not a curated record. The coding region runs from base 1 to 3282 and encodes 1093 amino acids. NCBI's taxonomy places the organism in Eukaryota, Metazoa, Echinodermata, Echinoidea, Temnopleuroida, Toxopneustidae. Gene Ontology annotation, biological process: DNA recombination; DNA integration. Gene Ontology annotation, molecular function: DNA binding.